Messenger RNA from Colletotrichum karsti, 2820 nucleotides. Its product is annotated as BRCA1 C Terminus domain-containing protein. The record is from RefSeq and is a predicted model, not a curated record. Lineage: Eukaryota; Fungi; Ascomycota; Sordariomycetes; Glomerellales; Glomerellaceae. The transcript is spliced from 3 exons. Bases 1 to 2820 code for a protein of 939 amino acids. Gene Ontology annotation, biological process: DNA replication initiation; mitotic DNA replication checkpoint signaling; mitotic G2 DNA damage checkpoint signaling.
AUGGACUCAUCAUUCAGUCGUGAGGCGAGCGAGCCUCCGUUCGACCCUGCCCACCCUUUCAAGGGCGUCGUCGUGUGCUGCACAAGCAUCCCGCCAGACCAGCGAACAGAGAUAGCCAAAAAGACGGAGGAACUCGGCGGCAUCCACAAGUACGAUCUAACACCCGACGUCACCCAUCUCGUUGUCGGCGACUACGACACUCCCAAGUACCGCCAUGUCGCCAAAGAACGAACCGACAUCAAGGCCAUGGAUGCCACCUGGAUCGACGCUAUGGGGAAGCUGUGGAUGGCGGACGCCAAUAUCGACUUCGCGGCACUCGAGAAAGAACACCAGCUGAGGCCGUUCGAGACAUGCGGCGAGGUCCCCGAUGCGACGGACCCUACCCAGGCGAAACGAGGCAGUCUACUACUGUGCAUGACCGGCUUCGACGAUCCCGACGAACGUAAUAAAAUCAUCGACCGAAUCCAAGAAAGCGGCGGCACUUACACGGGCGACCUGACGAAACGAGUCUCACACUUGAUCGUAUACAAGCCGGAGGGGAAGAAGUUCAAGGCCGCCCGUAACUGGGGCAUCCGUACCGUAUCCCUGGCAUGGGUCGACCAGACGAUCGAGCGCGGCAUGAUUCUCGACGAGCAAUGCUUCGACCCGGUCAUGCCGCCAGAAGAACAAGGGCAAGGGGCGUGGAACAGAGUUAACCCAAGACGGGUGUCGCUCGGCAAGCGGUCGAGGUCUGGCGUCGGGGAAGACGGGCAGAGGAAGUUGAGGAAGACAGCGAGCAUGAAGCUAGGCAGUCAGCGCGACAGCAUCUGGAACGACCUUCUGGGCAGUAAACCUUCCGGGGAGUCCUCCGCUCCUCAGAGGAGCGAGCGGAUCGAGGUGCAGGAUUCCGGAGUACACGACGCCAUGGCGCAACCCGCUCCUGACGAAGGUAUCUUUUCAGCGUGCCACUUUUUCAUGGCCGGCUUCGAGACGUGGAAAUCCAAGAUCUUGUCCGAGACGAUAGGCUCCCUCGGCGGAAAGACGUACGCUGCCUUCGAAGAAUUAGUCGCAGAGGCUGCCGGACCAAGGUCACUACACAAGUUUCUCAUCGUUCCGCAGGAGGCCCAGCCCUCAACUCAUUUCCGAAUACCACCUGCGCAUGUCGACAAGGUUCAGGUUGUGACCGAGUUCUUCGUCGAGCGGUGCAUACACAACAAGACUCUUUGCGACCCGAAUACCCACGCCCUAGGCCGUCCAUUUCCCGGUUUCCCCAUCCCCGGCUUCCAGGACUUGUCUAUAUGCACGGCAGGCUUCACCGGCAUCGAUCUUCUCCAUGUGGAAAAGACCAUCAGGCAAAUCGGCGCCAAGUACGCAGCAAGACUCAACGAAGCUACUUCCGUGUUGGUCUGCAAGUCUCUCGCUGAAACGCGCAAAGAAAAGCUCAAGUUUGCCUUCGACAGCAACAUCCCCAUCGUCAGCUCAGAAUGGCUAUGGGGCAGUGUUUCAUCGGGCUACAACGUUCCCGUCAAAAGAUUCAUGUUUCCCGAGCUGCAGCAGAACCCCGAUUUGAAGGCCAAGCCAAGAGCAAAGGAACAGCUCAAGGAACAGACUAAACAACCAAUUCAGAGGACGCGGUCUGAACCCAUUCCUCAUAUGCCCAAGAAACCCGCCUCAAGGCAUACUUCAGUCGCAGGAAUCGACCCCACGGCAUUCCAACACGAACAACAAAAGCCCGCCGCCCCAAUGCAAACAGCGACGAAGGAGGACUCAGCCGCGUCCUUCCAAUUCCAAACCGCCAAGACGCAUCAAAUGGACAGCUUCGGCGGCGGCACCGUUGCUGCGCCGCCGUCCAACUCAUCCUCACACGCCCGCAACGAGUCGACUACGUCAGAACGGCCGGCGAAGCAGAAGCUGGCAAGGACAACAAGUGUGGCCGACAGCAUGGACGACGCAACGCCCAUUUCGGAAGCAGAAGCGGGGGGCGUGGUUGUGCGGCAUGUCGUGGACGAGCCCAUGCCGCCGACCAAGCAUGGCGAAAAGCCCCAGCUCUGGAUAUCGCGGGGAGAUGAGAUUGCCGGUGAGAUACAGCUUAACGAUGAAGCCAGGCUGAGAAUGGACGCCCACGACGACCGCAUGCGGGAGGUCGGGAUUGAUCAAGCGAUUAUUUCUGCCGCGACAGGGGGGAUCAGCGAUGAGAAAAAGGCACAGCUCGACGCAGCGGCCGCGCUGUGCAAGCGCUCUCGUGAGCUCGAGAACAUGGACGAAGACGAGAAAGAUGAAGCUCAGCUGGAAUUCCAGCGUGAAGAGCUGAAAACCGCAAAGUUCCGCAACGACUGCUUCGAAAAGGUCUUGGAAUAUCAAAAGGACGAGGACGAGGCGAGGGCGCACAUGGAAGCCGAGCUCAAGGCCGACCGCGACGCUAAGAAGGCCGCGGAGAAGGAAGAGAUCACCGAGAGACUCACCAACCUCAUCGAGGCCAGGGCGAUGGAUAGAGACAUAGAAUUGCCUCGAAAAGAGGAGCAUCCCCCACACCGACGCCCAAGAAAACGUCCCCUGGGCCGGGUCAUCAGCAACGCAUCGGCUGCUUCUAGCGGCAGCGCCGAGCUGGACAUGUACGGCCAGCCCACGAAGGAGAAGCAGGAGGAGCAAGAACCGCCGUCCACGCAGAUUCAGUACCAGGACCCAGGCGCCCAACAGCACCGGGCUAGGAUCAUGAGCAAGAUGAUGGGCGAGGACCCUAAACCCGCGACCAGCCAGGGGAAGACCAAGAUUGGAGGGUUCGAGUUUGAGGGCGAGGCGGGCGGUAUGAUGUCCCGUCGGCAGACCAGGAGGAACGCAUAA